Molecule: messenger RNA, 552 nt
Organism: Bactrocera tryoni
Lineage: Eukaryota; Metazoa; Arthropoda; Insecta; Diptera; Tephritidae
Product: tubulin beta chain-like
Exons: 1
Coding region: 46-552 (168 amino acids)
Biological process (GO): microtubule cytoskeleton organization; mitotic cell cycle
Cellular component (GO): cytoplasm; microtubule
Molecular function (GO): structural constituent of cytoskeleton; GTPase activity; GTP binding
Source: RefSeq, a predicted model, not a curated record
AAAAUUAGCAGUGAUUAGAUUCGUUUCCCUCGAUCGCAUUUCUUCAUGCCUUGCUUUGGUCCUUUGACAUCACGAGGAACUCAACAGUUCCGUGCUCUCACCGUGAUGGCUACCUGCGAUCCACGACACGGACGUUAUCUCACUGUUGCUACUAUCUUCUAUGGACGCACAUCAAUGAAAAAAGUUGACGAACAAAUGCUAAAUAUCCAAAACAAGAACAGCUCAUACUUCGUCAAAUGGAUACCCAAAAAUGUUAAGACUACCGUUUGCGAUAUUGCACAAAGUAGUUUGAAAUUGUCGGCUACUUUAAGCGGUAACUCGACAGCUAUUCAGGAAUUAUUCAAGCGUAUUUCGGGUCAGUUCACUGCUAUGUUUCGUACGAAAGCUUUCUUGCAUUGUUACACAGCCGAAGACAUGGACAAGGUGGAGUUCACUAAGGCUGAAAUUAACAUGAACGAUUUGGUCUCUAAAACAGUAUCUAAACAGUAUCAAGAAGCAACUGCUGACGAAGAUGCCAAAUUCGAAGAUGAGCCAGAAGUCGAUGAUCAUUAA